AAACGCAAAUUUUAAAACGCUUUGUCGAAACUUUUUAACCCAGAUAAAAUGGAUGUGGCUGCGGAAAUCGAGAGGUUGGUGGACCAGGGCAAAUACCUGAUGCCCGACAUCCACAUCUCGCAGAGCGACUUGGCCCAUCCCACCGAGCCCAUUGUCACCAACAUCAUGGUGCACUAUCUGCGAUGCUUCGGAUUCCGCGUCGAACCGCCUUACAAAGUGGGCUCUGAACUGGCGCACGCAUCGCGGGAAGCGCGCGUCUUCCUCAUCCGAGUGUGCCGCCAAGUGGAGCGCAUCAUCCAGAUCUGCUUUCCCAACAAGACGUACUCUUAUGUGGACAUCAUAAAGCCAGCUGUCAAAAAGACCCUGACCAUUCUGGGCUACCUCUUCAACUAUCUGUCCUACUACAAACUGUUCAAGAAGAGCGUGCUGCCACCCGUGGAGGAGGCCAUCAAGCUGAAGGAUUCGCUAACGGCCGAGCUGAAAGCCAAGAGCCAGAACUUGGAGCAGCGCAGGCUGAAGGCGAAGGAGUGCGAGCUGGCCAUCGGCCAGCUGAAGAAGGACCUGCACCAGUCCCAGGCACAGCUCCUGCCGCUGAAAAAGUCCUGCAGCGAGCAGAGCAACGCCCUGGAGCUCAUCGAGCAGCUGCAGUCGGAGCUGGACAAGCGAAUCACCCACUGGGAGCAGCUGGUCGUGAAGGACAGCCAAGUGAUCGAGCUGCAGAACAAAAUCAAGAGCGCCAAUUCCCACGUCGAGAGCUGCAAAGCGGAGCUGGCCAACAAGGAGCUGGUGACCAACGAACAUCGCCAGAUUAUCGAGGCCAGCCAGCAGAUAGUCACGGCCCUGGAGAAGGCCAAGGCUGUGCUGCCGCUCAGCCAGGUGGAGGCCUACAAGGAGAGCUCCAAGCAGCUGGAGGCGAUGGAGAAGCAGCUGGCCACCGGGCAGGCCAAUUACCAGAAGAGGCGCCAGGAUGCGGAGGCCAUGAGGCAGGAACUCGCCCGGGGCGCCCAGCAGUACGAGGCCAGGAGGCAGAUGAACGAUGCGGAGCAUGACAAGCUGCAGAAGGCACUCGAAAAGCUGAAGGUCGAAGGCGAAGAGCGCCUGAACCGGAUAAAGCUGCUCGAGGACAACAUCAGCGAACUGGAGCAGGAGAAUCUAGGCAAGGAGCAGCUCCAUGCCAUUCUGAGUGAGCAGCUCGCCGAGGUUCUCGGCGACAAUUGGCAGUCGACUUCCACUUAAUAUACUGAUUUUAUUCUAUAUAAACUGCAAAACAGC
Molecule: messenger RNA, 1272 nt
Organism: Drosophila takahashii
Lineage: Eukaryota; Metazoa; Arthropoda; Insecta; Diptera; Drosophilidae
Gene: Nuf2
Product: Nuf2
Cellular component (GO): Ndc80 complex; kinetochore
Source: RefSeq, a predicted model, not a curated record